AUGGGCUCGUCUCCAGAUUAUCACGGAAACCUCGUGGCGUUGGAAGGGUCGCCCGAAGUCGUUUCCACCCAGCUUCGCCUUCUCCCAACCUCACCACAGAUUCUGGUUUUGCCAAGUAUUCAGAACUACAUCAAGGCCAAAGCCAACGAUACGCCAUUCGAUGCUCGCUCUUUUAUUCGAGAAGUCCACGAGGCCUCAACUAUCAGACAACACAAAGCCCUAGAGUUUCUCAGAAAGGCAACGCCCUCACGGAAGAGACUGGUGUUCCUCAACGGUGGGACUGUGAGCGCGCACACCCUCUGCAUCACGGCUAUCCGGCAACAGGAAGGCAUCGAAGGCUACUCCAAGGCGGAGGCAAUCUUUACAGAGCUUGUCAAGGACGGAUUAGCAGGGUUGGUGGGUCCUACACCAAAGCCCAGUCAAGCUGCAUCGGGCAAGGGUUUGUACAACGGUUUUGGAUAUGAAGAGGUGGAGGUAGAAGACGCUUCAACUCUGGCGAUGAGGGCGGCGGAGGUACUGGAUCAGGAGACCCAGUCUCUGCAACCCAAUGAGCUUCUGGACUUGGACAAGACCAGGCCACGAAGCUUUAGUCUCCCGAGCGUUAGCGUUCUGAAACAGGCCGCAUCUGAAGAUCUUAACCUAAUGGUGACUGAUACCCCCGUGGAAGGCGGUGCCUCUUCUCCCGCAACGUCGGUCGCGGGCCGUACGCGGCUCUUGGAGGAGGCCCCAAAAUUCCAGGCCACCCUUUGGGAUCCCGCAUGUUCGAACACGCUGCGGAUGUCAACAUGCAGCAGCAUAGUUGCGACGUACGCCUACGCACCCACUUACAACCUGCCGCGCCCUGUCAACGAGCUGGCAUGCUUGUCCCCCCUCCCCGAACUGCCUAUUGCAACCCCGACGAGUCCGGGCAAUACUGUCAUUGAACAAGCCGAAAUCCUAGACAUGGCACCGUUGACCAAGACGGCCUCAGUCAGGAGAGUGCGCUCGCUUGACCGCAUGUUUCCGACUCGUGGCCUCAGUCUGAGGUUCACUGUUCCGACCGAAGGUGCGGCAAGGGAUGCUCCGAAUCGGAAGAGAGGCGAUGGGGAGGAUACACGCUGUUUCUCUUGGGUCGGAGUACCGGGCCCUGACGUAUCAUCACGGCCCCGUCCCGUAAAUCUCGAUCUCCGGCGGGCUGUCGUAUGCAAGGCCAACCAAACAACAAUCUCCCGAUCGGCAUCACGCAGGAAACCGGAAACGAGCUUGCGGUAUGUCGACAAAGGCACAGACGCAUUCGAAAUCGAUGUAGAGCCGGAUUCAAUACGCAGUGCCGAGCAGCCGGUCGCAGGGCCUGCUAUACCUUUUACAGAAGACCUCGUGAUACACUUUACGGGUGACGCGCAUCACCUCCUUUUCGAAUCAAUUAUGCAGGGCUUCAGGACCGGCGUGUACCCAGUGGUUCCCAUAUCUAGCCAUGACAGCUAUGAUAUUUCAGACUUUCCCGCAACUCCAACUACCACCGAAUGGCCCGCACCAUUGGUGUGGAAGAAGAGUACACCUGCCUCUGUGGUUAGUGCGUCCGAUGAAUACGAUCCAUAUAGACCACAGAGCGAGUACGCACGAGGACGGGUUAUCCCACCCUCGAAAUCGGACGAGAUGAGCAUGCCUGCUCCUAUCAACCCACCCACUCCAGCUCACACACCACCACCUCAUCAUACCAGGAAUCCCAGCGACAAGUUUCGAGUCCUUUCCAUCGCCAGGAAGUCAUCCAUUAGCGUACAGAAUGUAUUGCGUAGUGAACUUGCUACACACUAUUCCUCAGACAAGCAAGGAUUUAGUCAACAGUUCUUGUCUACCCUCCCAGAAAUGGAUAACCUGUGGAGACUGCUUUUUGAGGGGGUCACCGAACCAAGGCGGUCAAGCCGUGACAGCAAGAAUGGCCUCACAAGGAGCCACAAAAAGCAUUUGGAUCUAGUACUCGCCAUCGGCGCAGACGAGGCUGUCGAGGAGAGCUUUUCUGCGUCGGUAUUAGAGCAGCUGGGUAGAAUAGGAAACGUUUCGGCGAGUGGUAACGUUGCAAGGAGCGGCCAUUUGAAUCUCAGGUAUCUGAUUGCCAAUGCCCUGCGGCAGCGCCUAGAUCACACCCAGGACGAUCCUCUUGGUAGUCCGAUGGUACUUGCGGCUUUGAUCAUCCCGCACUUGGACAUGUACCUAGCCGCGCAUCCAGACGUCCGUUUCAUGAUACUAGAGUACCCCGCAGGCCAUUUCCCAACCGUUCUGGCCUUGCAAAGGCUCAUGGGCGACCACAUUGUGCAGGUUGCUGGGAUCGUGCCUGAGCAAAGGGCAUAUGCACCGAGGCGUCGCGGUUCGAUCCGGAGCAUUCAGGCAUCGGCCCCAUCCCUACAGUCGUUCACCAUUGCCAACCAGACCAUCACAUUAUCGGCACACGCGGAUAUCACUCUCGCAGCAACGGCCAAAGAAGACGAGGUUUCUGCCUUUAUCUCGGACAUAUGGAACACUUUGGUCGAUGCCAGUGAUUUCUACACACCUGACCAUAUGCCCGCCAGACCUAGCAAAAAGGAAGCUCGACCCGUAAGCUUCAGCCUCUCAGCUCCGCCUUCAGGGGCCCUUCCCCGACUACCCAGUACCUCUGUGGGCACGCAGACCUUAGCCGAGCCUCAGGAGCCGCCCGAGACAGCCAUGCCGUCGACACGCCGUCGCAACCGUAGCCGGCGCCGCUCGCCAUCCCCCACCCCCUCGACAAAGUCGCGGGCCUUUUCCAUUGCCUCUUUCCGCACCAGCAAAACGGUCAAGAGCAGGGCGGCGCGUAGAGUCACAAUGGGCACGAUGGGCACGACGGGCGGCGGCACCGAGAGCAUCCUGGACUUUUACGACCCGGCCGAGGAGAGCGACUACGACCUGGAGGAGAGGCGCCUGAUGCCCCUUUACAUGACACGCGGUCAGGUGCCCAGGAAGGCCAACACGCGCAAGGCUUUGAAGUGGCUGGGGCUGGCGUAGAGCAAUGCUUACUUGGUCUUUGCAUAUGGUGUCUUUCGUUUCCUAUGGGCUCUUUCUUUGCCUAUGGGCUCUUUUUUUCGGCUGCUCCACUCUUUUAUUUCCUUUGUUACCAAAGCGAGCAUCACAAAAAGAUAUUGCUCGCGCAAGCGCCUUUAUGGUGUUUUCAGUUGAUUUCGAGUAAAAAUUGCCUGAUUUGUUCUAUACCUUUUACGCUGGUACCUCUAAAGGCGUUUUCUUUUUUCGGAUUUAUUUUCUUUGUUACUUUUGUCCGCUUUCUCUUCUUCCCCGAGUAUACUCGGAUCUUCUUCCUUCAUGGACUUCUUUUAGAUACCUUUGCAUAGCCAUGCGCUAGAUUACUUGUGUCAUUUUGGAUCAAGCUCUUGAGCGUAGUAGGGUUUAAUAUGUUAAUACAUCUUUUUUGUGUCAUGAGUCCAUAUAGAAGAGGAGAAGCUCUUUCCGAUUUAGUAGGGUUUUCCCGUGACCUUGGUUUUAACAUCUAAAUAAAAGCAUUACACUUCC
This is a messenger RNA of Pyricularia oryzae 70-15, 3516 nucleotides long. RefSeq lists its product as uncharacterized. The record is from RefSeq and is a predicted model, not a curated record. The transcript is spliced from 2 exons. Bases 1 to 2997 code for a protein of 998 amino acids. Lineage: Eukaryota; Fungi; Ascomycota; Sordariomycetes; Magnaporthales; Pyriculariaceae.